Syngnathoides biaculeatus (alligator pipefish) is the source of this 1525-nucleotide messenger RNA. RefSeq names its product cyclin-dependent kinase 7 (gene cdk7). The transcript is spliced from 12 exons. Gene Ontology annotation, biological process: protein phosphorylation; positive regulation of transcription by RNA polymerase II. Gene Ontology annotation, cellular component: transcription factor TFIIH holo complex; nucleus; cytoplasm. NCBI's taxonomy places the organism in Eukaryota, Metazoa, Chordata, Actinopteri, Syngnathiformes, Syngnathidae. The coding region runs from base 69 to 1097 and encodes 342 amino acids. The record is from RefSeq and is a predicted model, not a curated record. Gene Ontology annotation, molecular function: ATP binding; cyclin-dependent protein serine/threonine kinase activity; RNA polymerase II CTD heptapeptide repeat kinase activity.
CACUACUUGUAGACCUUUAAUAAAGCGGAAGUUGACGUUCGUGGAACAAUGUGUGUAAUUUUAUCGCAAUGGCGCUCGAUGUAAAGUCCAGAGCCAAGCGGUACGAAAAGUUGGAUUUUCUCGGAGAGGGCCAGUUUGCCACCGUGUACAAAGCCAGAGACAAAACAACUGACACGAUAGUCGCCAUUAAAAAGAUUAAAGUUGGCCACAGAACUGAAGCUAAAGAUGGUAUCAAUAGGACUGCCCUACGAGAGAUCAAACUACUGCAGGAGCUCCAUCACCCUAAUAUUAUUGGGCUCCUGGACGCAUUUGGACACAAAUCGAACAUCAGCCUGGUUUUUGAUUUCAUGGAAACUGAUCUGGAGGUGAUCAUCAAGGACACCAGCCUUGUGCUUACUCCAGCCCACAUUAAAGCCUACAUCCUCAUGACUCUUCAGGGAUUAGAGUACAUGCAUCAACACUGGGUCUUACACAGGGAUUUGAAGCCCAACAAUCUUCUGCUGGACGGGAGCGGAGUGUUGAAGUUGGCGGAUUUCGGUUUGGCCAAAGCCUUCGGCAGCCCCAACAGGGUCUACACUCAUCAAGUUGUUACCAGGUGGUACCGCUCUCCCGAGCUUCUGUUUGGUGCCCGAAUGUACGGAGUAGGUGUUGACAUGUGGGCGGUGGGAUGCAUCCUGGCAGAGUUACUCCUUCGGAUACCAUUUCUGGGUGGAGACUCUGAUCUUGACCAGCUGACAAAGAUCUUUGAGGCUCUUGGGACUCCGACGGAAGAGACAUGGCCUGGAGUCAGCAGUCUACCAGACUACGUGCCAUUCAAAGUUCUUCCUGGCACACCUCUUGAACACAUUUUUAGUGCAGCUACAGAUGACUUACUCGAGUUGCUACACGGCUUCUUCACGUUUAACCCUUCAACUAGGACCACAGCCACGCAGGCUCUGAAGAUGAAGUACUUCAGCAAUCGGCCCGGUCCCACUCCCGGCCCCCAACUUCCCCGACCCAACUGCUCAGCUGAAGCUCUGCGAGAGAAAGAAACAGUCGGGCUAAAGAGGAAAUUUGUAGGCCUGGAAACAACUACCAUGAAGAAGUUGAUAUUCUAACCAAGCACGGGAACGGCCCAGGACUGACCUUGUCUGGAAUGUCAGCAGUACUACCCAAAUCCUACAGAGGGGUGAACAGUACGACCUGUGGUCAAACAAGUACUUUUCUGAUGCCCAAACUCCAGCCAACAACCUGCUUGAGUGGGGGGGGGGGGGGGUGAUUUCAGUGAGCCCAGAAAAAAAGAACGACCUCACUCGCAGCGGCGGUCUGCUUCGACAAUAUGGACAAAAGUAUUGAGACCUCAUCAGUAGACCCACAAGAAUGGUCGACGCCAUGUAUUUUUUUUUAAAUGAGGAAUUAAUAUUUAAGGUGAAUGCAGCAGUCUGGCCCAAGGUCUGAGCAAAAAGUAUGUCUCAAUACUUUUCUCCAUAUUUAAUUAUGUAUUAGUAUUCUUGUGUAUAUAAAACCAAUAAAUGGUGCAAAUUUA